Messenger RNA from Oldenlandia corymbosa var. corymbosa, 2284 nucleotides. The record is from the annotation of a GenBank genome assembly. NCBI's taxonomy places the organism in Eukaryota, Viridiplantae, Streptophyta, Magnoliopsida, Gentianales, Rubiaceae.
AGCAAACCUAUCCAGGCUCCAGCCAGGAUAUAGUGCAGUAGUACAAUCCAGAAUUAGUAAUGACUUACAGCUCUCUCCAUUAAUGCGCCUGCUAAUCAGACCGUGGAUUACAGAAGAAGGAGUGAGUAUUCCAUAAUUCUAUGCACUUCGGUCAAUAAGUUUCCCCUGCUGCUACAUUCCCAGUUCAAAUUCAUCAAACCUUUUUUCCCAGAAUUUGAACAGACAGAUAUGGAAUUACAGAAUCCCCUGUCUUUGAUCUUCUUGAGUUUCUUGAUCAUCAUAAUUCAGUUUCCAAUCUCCAUCCAUUCAUCAAGAAUAUCUCAGCCGGGUAGUAUUCAGACCCCGAUUCAUCUUCACCCCUUACUGUCUCUGGAAACAUCAUUUGGAGGAUCGUUUGAUGUUCUAACCGCAGCAUCCUCUCCGAACAAUACUCCGGCGACCACCUCCGGCGGUUUAUGGAUUCUGUUGCAGAAGAACAUAGGCGUAUCGGCCAUGCAUAUGCAGCUUCUCCACAACGACAAAGUCAUCAUCUUUGACCGCACCGACUUUGGUCCCUCCAACCUUUCCCUCCCAGGCAGCAAAUGCAGACACGUUCAGGACUCUGUUUUCCCAGACUGUACGGCCCAUUCGAUUCUCUAUGACCUUCCCACAAACACUUUUCGGCCACUCAUGGUACAAACCGACGUCUGGUGCUCCUCCGCCGCCGUCGGCUACGACGGCACUUUAGUGCAAACCGGCGGUUACAAGACCGGAGCUAACAAGAUACGGCUGUUCACCCCUUGCCAUGAUGAUCUCUGCGACUGGAUUGAACUCCCACAGAAUUUGACUUCCCGGCGGUGGUAUGCGUCCGAUAAUAUACUCCCCGACGGCAGAAUCAUCAUCGUCGGAGGUCGGAGAGCUUUCAGCUACGAAUUCUUCCCCAAGAAUCCGACGAUUACGGCCGACGCCGGAGUUUAUUGGCUUCAAUUCUUGAAAGACACCAACGACCCAGGAGAAGAGAACAAUCUUUAUCCGUUCUUGCACCUUUUGCCGGACGGCAACUUGUUUGUUUUCGCCAACCAGCGCUCAAUUGUAUUGGAUUAUGUGAAGAACCAAGUGGUUAAAAAAUUCCCGCCGAUUCCGGGUGAGAAACGGUCGUACCCGGCUUCGGGCUCGUCAGUGAUGUUGCCGCUCCGGUUGGCCGGAGGAAAUGGGCUAGAGUCGCCGGGACCAGAGGUAGAAAUAAUGAUCUGCGGUGGUGCAAGUGGCGGCGCGUACGUGCAGGCUCACUGGGGCGUGUUCGUGGAAGCUUCGAAGACAUGUGGGCGGUUGCGGAUUACGGAUCUGGAUCCUCAAUGGAAGAUGGAAGAAAUGCCCACGAAUCGGGUCAUGCCCGACAUGCUAUUGUUACCAACGGGUGAUGUGCUGAUGCUGAACGGCGCCGGAAGGGGAACCGCCGGGUGGGAGCUGGGGGACGACCCGGUUUUGAACCCGGUCCUUUACAAGCCCAACGAGAUUGACCCGAGUAAGAGAUUUAGCGUCCUGGACCCAACUGUGACACCAAGAAUGUACCACUCCUCUGCGAUUCUAACCCCAUCUGGAGGAAUAUUAGUGGGUGGAAGUAAUCCUCAUCAACUGUACAGAUUCACCGGGGUGAAAUAUCCGACGGAUUUGAGUUUGGAAGUGUUUCUGCCACCGUACUUGGCGCCACAAUACUCUGAGCUUCGGCCUUCAAUCCUGUCCGUAGAAGAGGCCCUGGACAAUACCUUAUCUUACGGUCAACAAUUCUCCAUCACGUUUACACUGUCAUUGUACCAUAAUCAAGGAGGUGAGGGAUUCAAUGUGACCAUGAUUAGGCCAUCAUUUACGACGCACUCUUUCGCGAUGAAUCAGAGGCUGUUGGUGUUGGAAAAUGUUGGGUUCCAGCAGUUGUCUUUGAAUGGGUUUAAGGUGACAGUGUUUGCGCCGCCGACGAGUAAUGUUGCACCGCCGGGGUAUUAUAUGACGUUUUUGGUUAAUGAUGGAAUUCCAUCCACUGGCUACUGGUUGAGAAUCAAAUGAUUUUGUUCAGUUAAAUUUUGUUUAGUCUUUUUGGAGUUUUUUUUUUUUGUUUUUUUGUUUUUUUUAGAGCUUCGUUUAGAGGUGCAUUCUCUUUUUUGCAAAAGCCAAAAGGGUGUUCAUUUUGCACUUUGUUUUCUAGAUUUUGUUGGAUACUCUGCAUUGGCAAAUGCGGUUUGCCAUUGAUUAUUCAUCAAUUAAAGCCGAGUGUGUGUGAUUAACAACCAUCAUGAAAUAGAUUAGGCCA